UCAUGAUAUCGUAGACGAGAGACUCAAGCAGGGAUCGGGUAAAUGAGAGAAAGUGACGACUUCCCGUUCGCCCGCCCAGCGCGGUGGUCCUCCGACGUAAUGUUCGUAAUCGCAAAUGCGCAGUGCCAACGAUGGUGAUGAGACGAGGAGAAUGAAAAGGAUCGAGUUGAGGGCGAUAGUCCCUUUUACCGGACCAGUCGGAGCGACUCUCAUCAUUUAUCGUGAUUACAUUUUUAUGAAAGGAUGCUUGAACGGGCAUGGCGCCUAUCUCGUCCAAGAAAGACUCUGGGGGCACGCCCAACGCCAUGCAUCACGAACACCUACGCAUUGGUGCACCUGAAGGUAUCGCUGUCCUACAAGGAUCAGCAGCAGAACCGGCUUGGUCGCCUCAACCAAAGUAUACACGCAUGGGCUGAGAUGUCUCGGGGAAACACACGGGAAGAUGAGGAGCAGGAUCAAGCAGGAGAGGGACUGCGAUCAUCAAUCAACGAGUGCAUUGACAGAGAGACAUUAAUUGGGGGAUCGAAGACUUGCUUUUCCGCUUAUUCCCGGGUGGGCUGCUCUCGGCGUGCCCCGUCCGCUCCUUCCAGGCCCACUAAAUCGCUCCAUCCGGUGUAUGCUCCACGACUCGACGGUACUCUCGAUGUCACUAACAAUUAUAUACCACUCUACUUACGUCGGUCCGCGCUCUGCCCUUCAUUUCCAUCCCCGUCUCCCAUUGUAUGCCAAUCUCGAGGAAACACUCUCACAUACUACUCUCACACUCAAUCCUCGCCUGUCAACUGUAUAACAUCGACGACUGUGCGACAUCCCGUCAAUUUCACCGAACCAUACCGAUCCACGAUCUAUAUACGGGGACCCUGCGGCUGCAACACACUGCCAGAAAUUCCGCCCAACCGUUUCGACGACGUCACUCCCGCGCCGCGUGAGACUCUUCGAUCAAUCCACAUAAUUCAACACCACCACCACAACUGAGAUCACAUUCACAAUGCCGUUCCGGGAAAAGGCCAAAUCUCUCUUCCGCACCCGAUCAAAAACCGAAUCCAAUUCCUUAUCGAAAACAUCCAGCAGCGAAAGUCAAAGCACAAUAUCGACGACGACCACCCGAUGGCCAAGCAACGUCUACAAACCAGGCGAGCCUAUGCCUCGCCCGAAAUACCGCGCC
This is a messenger RNA of Dissoconium aciculare CBS 342.82, 1165 nucleotides long. RefSeq lists its product as uncharacterized. Lineage: Eukaryota; Fungi; Ascomycota; Dothideomycetes; Mycosphaerellales; Dissoconiaceae. The record is from RefSeq and is a predicted model, not a curated record. The coding region runs from base 244 to 975 and encodes 243 amino acids. The transcript has a single exon.